UGCAAGGAUAAUGUUAAUUUGUGUCUUUCUAAGAACGUGUCGAGGCACAAUUGUUAGGUUUAGUGGAUGCUGUUGUUUAUAAUAACUUAUAUUGUUAUGUUGUAUGGACCCAAAGCUAAGCUAUAGUAGCUUGAACAUUGCUAAAUAAGUUGGCGCCUUGGCUAACGUUAACAUACUUUCCACAACACGUUAUGGAUGAGGCUGCUUACACGUUUCUCAGCAGAUAACAGUGGAGAGAAUAGCAGGAAGAAGCCUACACGAAAUACACACUAAGGAAGAGGAUGGCCCCUGAGAUCCAGGCAGUGGUACGUGCUACCCAGGCCUGGUUGCAGUCUUCCUGGCACGUCCAGGUGCCAUUUGCCUGGCUGGAAGCCUGUGUGGAGUGGCUGCUGGAAGAGGCAGGGGGAGCAGGUCAUCUGUCACAGCAGCAAAUCAACCAACAGGCGCUGGACCAGUGGCUGUUGACAGACCUGAGGGACCUGGACUUCCCUGUUCUCCCUCAAGGACUCACUCAGGCCCAGAAGACUGAAGUCAACGGCACCUUCUGUGUCCAGGUUGACUCAGUACUGGACAUCAGUCAGCCUGCGUAUGGUCAGCUGCAGGAGUGGAGGGGCACAGACUGUGCCAAUGACGAUGUGUCUGCUGUCACACAGACAACACAGAGGCCCUGGGAAGCCAGACCAACCCGUAUGCUACUAAUGCAGGUGACAGAUGGAGUCCAGUGCCUGGAGGCCAUGGAGUAUCAGUCUAUCCCCGCACUCAGCACAGCUCUCAGGCCUGGUGUGAAGCUGCAGUUGCAAGGGCAGAUGGUUUGCAGACUUGGGGUGCUUCUGUUAGGGCCAACCAACGUCAAGGUCCUGGGUGGUGAAGUGGAGGACCUGGUUGACAGGAACAACAAGGGCAGGGUGCUGAGUCGGACGCUGGGACUUCCCGAGGAGCAGCAGCAGCAGCAUCAACAGGGGGGGGAGGAGGCCCCACCAGCACCACAACAAGGUAAUCAGGAAGUGGAGGACCUGGAGCUAAAUGACGCGGAGUUGUUGGCCAGUCUGGAGGCCCAGGAGGAGGUGGGAAGGGUUCAGAUUGGGCCUGUUAGAGACAGUGGCUACGGGACACUCAGUGAGCCCUCCACUCAGUCUUCAAGAAGCACCUCUGUCAGGAGCCUUGUCUCGACAGCCUCAUCCAGAAGUGAAGCCUCUUACAGAAGUGGUCUGACCCAGAGCAGCAGAAGUGAUUCAGUCCAAGGUGAUCGCCACUCUACCGAACAAGAGGAUUCUGACCUCUUACCUUCUGACCACUUGACCCAACCAGAGAUCCCAGAUCACAACAUGGCAGACGAAGACUUUCCAGAUGAAGACUUUGACGAUCUUCCCCUGGAUGAGUUGGACAGUGUGAUUUUUCAAGAAAGUACAAAUGUUAUGGAGAGCAGUCACAGAAGCACGCCACAGAACAGGGAAACUGCUCCGAUUGAGCAGCCCACUUUUAAUGGCUCUGGGUCUCGUCUUGGGUCUAGUAAUUCCAGAUACACCACGCAGAAAAGAGACUUUCAAGGCGUUACUAGAGGAGCUACAGGGCAUUUCUUUUCCCCAGCAACUUCAAAGCCAUCGGGUGAAUCAGAAUUUGUUACAAAAGAUGAGAGUGAUUUCAUGGAUGAAGAUAUGGACUGCUUUCCUGAGGUAGAAACUUACAGAGGGCCGAAUCAGCCUCCUGUUCCCCAAGGACCUAGUAGACACAGUGAGAGUGCUACCAGCAAAACAGAAAAUUUAGGCUCCAGUUGUAGACUUACCGGCAACUCAUCAAGGAGUGUCACAUCUUGGGAACAAAGUUACACCUCAAGCACUGCAGAAUAUGAUAGACUAUGUGCUAAAACAGGUCCACAGAGUGACAGCUCGGUCCCUGCUCUCACUCUGACCUCUCCACCUUUUACAUAUUUGUGCCUGCUAGAAGAGAUGAUGUCCAAACCGCACCCCCGCACCACAGAGAUCCGUGUCAAAGCUUUCAUUGUGACCCUCUUGGGGAAACUGAGCAGCAGCAACGGCCUUUGGACCGUCUGCGCUACGAUAUCUGAUGGAACCGGGUACCUGGACGUGGUGCUGUCCGAUGAGGUUUUAAGGGGCCUGCUGGGGUUCUCGGUGGCAGAGAAAGGGGCUCUGAAGCGUGACCCGGCCCAGAGAGGUAAACUGGACGCUGGGAUGAGGAGAUGUCAGGAAGAGCUGGUGGACAUGUGCUGUGUUAUGAUCGUCGUGGUCGAACCGGAAGGCAGGAAAGCUGUGGUGACCAAGGCAGACCCCAUCAAUGAGCAAGUAGUCCAGGAGCUGGAGCAGAGGGUGAGAGACAGGCGCAAAUAAACACAGGGGAGAGGUUGAGGGGAAGUGGGCAAUAAUGAGAAAAUUACAGGCUGCGGAGAAGUAAAUUGCCCUUAGGCAGAGAUGAAACAUUGUAAACAAAACUGAGGCAAAUAUAACAUUGUACAUCAGCAUAUGUAUGCGUAAUGAAACUCAGGUAUUUCUUUUGGAUUGGUGAUCAACCCACCACUCUGCUUCAGAUUUGGAGAGCAGAUUGUGUGAACGCCAAUGUCUGAUGAUCAGAAAGGGGUGUGUUGAAAUGCAUCCCAUCUGCUAUAUGUGAAUGUGACAUUCUGUCAUUUGUCAUUAGAGGAUUUCAUUCAUCCAUUUCUGCCUCACGCCCAAGCAAAGUAAACAGAUUAGAGAAAUGGAAACGGAAAGGAAAAUGUAUCUAUACUGUAUAUUAAUGAUUGGUCAGCAUCCCAAAUUGUAUGUAACAUUUACAACUGUAAAGACAAGAGUGUAUUGAGAGGACGGAAUGGAGGGGGGCAAUUCCACUUCUGAUUGUUGUAAUGAAUUGCCAGCCUUUGCAUUCACUCAAUGCAUCCAUUACUUCUGAAAAAUUAUUAAAUAUCCAAGGGUCGUGUGGAUCUUUAAUAAACUCCCCCAAAUGAGAAUGAGAGGAAAGGAAGAUAAAGGAGAGGCCAUGAGCUUUGAUCAUUUCUGUUCAUUACGGUGCCUCAUCUGUGUUUUUUGUCUUUGAUGAAUACAUUUACCACAUAUUUUAUGUUUUGCCUGUAUUUAUUGUAUAUUGAAAUAGAAUUGUUAUUAACUAAUUAAAAAAAUGUGUGAAG
This is a messenger RNA of Micropterus dolomieu (smallmouth bass), 3136 nucleotides long. RefSeq names its product RMI1, RecQ mediated genome instability 1, homolog (S. cerevisiae) (gene rmi1). NCBI's taxonomy places the organism in Eukaryota, Metazoa, Chordata, Actinopteri, Centrarchiformes, Centrarchidae. Gene Ontology annotation, molecular function: nucleotide binding. The record is from RefSeq and is a predicted model, not a curated record. Gene Ontology annotation, cellular component: RecQ family helicase-topoisomerase III complex; nuclear body. The coding region runs from base 282 to 2345 and encodes 687 amino acids. Gene Ontology annotation, biological process: resolution of meiotic recombination intermediates; double-strand break repair via homologous recombination. The transcript is spliced from 9 exons.